Messenger RNA from Lepisosteus oculatus (spotted gar), 2219 nucleotides. RefSeq names its product protein arginine methyltransferase 7 (gene prmt7). Lineage: Eukaryota; Metazoa; Chordata; Actinopteri; Semionotiformes; Lepisosteidae. Gene Ontology annotation, biological process: peptidyl-arginine methylation. Gene Ontology annotation, molecular function: protein-arginine omega-N monomethyltransferase activity. The record is from RefSeq and is a predicted model, not a curated record.
AAUGGCUGCGCCCUUGCCAGCAAUGCUGUCUUAAUGUUGUCGUAGGGGAUGAGAGUGGAGCACCGUUUACCCAUUAAUCAAAGCCGUGUUAGAUGAGCCUCUCCAAGCAGGCCGAAUUAAAAACAUGAAGACGUUUUGUGGCCGGGCCAAUCCUACCACCGGAGCCCUGGACUGGGUUGAAGAAAGCGAAGAAUAUGAUUAUCAUCAGGAGAUCGCCCGGUCCUCGUAUGCAGAUAUGCUUCAUGACAAAGAUCGGAAUGAGAAGUAUUUCCUGGGCAUUCGGGCUGCUGUGGCGCGCGUGCGGGCUCGGGGCCAGCGGGCUGUGGUGCUGGACAUUGGCACGGGCACCGGACUUCUGUCCAUGAUGGCCAUCAGCGCGGGGGCGGACUACUGCUACGCUGUGGAGGUCUUCAAGCCCAUGGCUGAGGCAGCACAGAAAAUCGUGCAGAAGAAUGGCUUCCGGGAUAAGAUCAAGAUCAUCAAUAAACACUCCACCGAGGUCACAGUGGGGCCAGAGGGUGACAUGCAGACACGAGCCAACAUCCUGGUGACAGAGCUCUUCGACACGGAGCUCAUCGGAGAGGGGGCCCUGCCCAGCUACGAGCACGCUCACAAGCACCUUGUGCAGGAGGGGUGCGAGGCAGUGCCCCACAGAGCCACAGUGUAUGCCCAGCUGGUCCAGUCUGAGAGGCUGUGGAGCUGGGCCCGCCUGCUGCCCAUGCGAGUGGGCAACCACGAGCUGCUGCCGCCCCCUGAGGUGGGGCUGUGUGCUGGGGCGCCCGCGGUCUGCGACAUCCAGCUGAGCCAGGUGCCCCCCUCACAGUUUACCCCCCUCAGCCCACUCUGCACCGUGUUCAGGGUGGAUUUCAGUCAACCAGUGAGCAGUGCCCCCCAGUGGCACAGCGCCAGCUUCACAGCCCUCACCACGGGCCGGGCACAGGUGGUCCUGUCCUGGUGGGACAUUGACAUGGACCCGGAGGGCACUAUCACCUGCACUAUGGCUCCGAGCUGGACGUACCCCGACUCAGACACAUACCCGUGGCGUGAUCACUGGAUGCAGUGUGUGUACUUCCUUCCGGCGGAGGUGCUGCUGGCAGAGGGAGAGAAGGUCAACCUGACGGUUAACCGUGAUGACUACAGUCUCUGGUACAGCCUGCGCAAACACAGUCAAGAGGGCGGUGACAAUGAGCUGGGUGUGUGCAUACCACGCUGCACCUGCCAGGCGCAUAUGGUGUGGACGAGGCCGCGAUUUGGAGAGCUGAACGAUCCCCACAGGACUGAGAGCUACAUCCAGGCCCUGCGCAGCGUGCUGCGCCAGGACAGCGUGUGUCUCGGCGUCAGUGACGGGAGCCUGCUGCCCGCGCUCGCUCAUCUCCUGGGAGCACGGAAGGUGUACAGUCUGGAAAGCUCAACGAUGUCUAAGCAGGUGAUCGAGCGGGUCCUGGAGGCCAGCGCCCUGAGCGGAGCAGUGGAGGUUCUGGAGAGUCGUCCCGAGCAGCUCACCGUCAGCAGUGUGGGGGGGAAUCAGAUCUCUGUGCUAUUCGGAGAGCCCUACUUCAGCACCAGCCUCCUGCCCUGGCACUCCCUGUACUUCUGGUACUGCCGCACCGCCCUGGCAGGGCUCCUGCACCCAGAUGCCACCGUGAUGCCACGCUCGGCCUCCCUGUGCAUGGCAGCCGUGGAGUUCAAGGACCUGUGGCGGAUCAGGGCUCCGUGUGGGUUGUGCGAGGGGUUUGACGUCAGUCCCAUGGAUGAGAUGAUACAGCGCUCUCUGGAUUUUCGGGAGUCCCGGGAGGCUGAGCCUCACCCCCUGUGGGAGUACCCCUGCAGGGCCCUAUCCCAGCCACGCGAGGUCAUGACCUUUGACUUCCGACUCUGUGUGCCCGAGCAACCAAUGAAGAGCCAAGGAUCAGCAGCGCUUGUGCGGAAGGGUAGGUGCCAUGGAGUGGCCUUGUGGAUGGAAUACCACCUGACUGACGACAUUACUGUGAGCACAGGCCUCACAGGGCUCCCCAGUGAACAGGGCACCUGUGAAUGGAGCCCCCACCGGAAACAAGGUGUGUAUUUCUUCAGUUCCCCCUGGGACAGUGAAGGAGAUGGCUGUGACUCUGUGAGCUAUACUCUGACCUUUCACCCCCACAGUGGAGACAUUGCUAUGGAGUUCACCCCUACAGCUGCACAUUGACCAAAGACUGUUUUUAAUAAAGGAUUUUAAAAUA